AUGGAGUACUUUACUCAACAACUGAAUGGUCUGUCACCAAGACUGGCAGAAAUUUACUGUGUAUUCAGGCUGGUCUCGCAUGUGGUACGUAAGCAUAAGUUUAAUAAAUUUUAAAACAGCUCUAAAAAUGUAUAUUUAUUGUUUUGUACAUUGACAUACGAUAAUUGGACAACUGAAAAAACACUGCUGAUAAUUGGAGAAAGUGUAUGCUUGUGACAUUUGUUGGACGUGAACAAAGCUUUCGAUUUUUUCUUUUGUAAAAUUUACAUAGAUCAGCGAAUUUGUGAACGACAACGAUUUGAUUGAUAAAAGCUCGCUCGACAACUACCUAACGAAAGAAUUCAUACCAUAUGUUACUUCAUUCUACGAUGUCACGGAAAGGGCGCACACAAGCAUGGAUGAAAUUUUCCAGCUUUUUAUAGAAGCAAUUAAGAAAAGACAACUGGGUAAAGAUGAGGUACGGUAUAUACAAUUCGUAGCUAACUAUAUUGUCUACAAUGGGAGUGAUCUGGCUUUACUGGUGGAAUAAAGUAAAUAAUCGCGGUGUCCCCACAAAAAAAAAAUGGAUGAGAAAUGGUGUAACCAUUGGAAUAAACGGUUUAUAUAUCAAAUAUACAACUAUAGGUGGAAGUUAUGUAUCAUAAAUUAAAAUUAUUCAAUUCUGUUUCACAUAGGUUGGAAAGUGGCUCAGGCACAGAAUAAAAGGAAAGAAAGAAAACAAGUCGGUGAAUUUUAUCGCGUUCCUGGUCGCAAAAGCAUUAAAUUGUGUGAAGGACGCAGAACUCACUGUCCCAAGCGAUGCAAGUGUUCGCGAGAUUGUAAAUAAAGUGAAGGGUGCAACAACGGAUUUCAAAUCUACGUUCGUGGGACAACCAAAGAAAGUCGUGUGUUGUCGAGUGCCAAUACAUGCCAUCAACAAAGAAACAUUAGCUCAAAUAGACAAAAGUAUGUCGAAAUUAUUGAGUUUAUAAAUUUAAAAUACUUAUUCAAAAUUCAUAAACAUUGUAACAUAUCAUGUCAGCCAUAAUAUUUCAUGUGGAGUGACUUUAUAUCUGAUAAAACUCAUCUUCAUUAGUAUUCUUUAUAUAAUUGUUCAUCCUAAUUAGUAUGAUUAUAUAAUUGUUCAUCGUAAUUAGUAUUUUUUGUAGUCGUAUGUUAAGCUAUUUAAAACACGAGAAGGAGUGUUUUAUCAUAUCUAAAACGCUUGGCUGCGCCUCGCGUUUCAAAUAUGAUAAAACACUCCUUCUCGUGUUUUAAAUAGUACAGCGUGCAUGAUUCCUCUUUGUAAUUAAGUAUAACAACUCAUAAAAAAUCGGGAAUAUCAGAAAUGGGGCAAAUACAUUUAACUUUUUAAACCUCUUUCCCUAUCAGUCUUUUCAGAUGAAACCACACCCUAUACGAACGACGAGGAUGAGCUUGCAGGUGAAGAAAAACAAGACGAAGCACCAUGCGAAACGUGCGAACGCACUAUGGAAGAACUGCAAGCGGUAAGAGAGACACAUAUGGCGGAGACACAAGAUGCUCGUGAUUGGUACCAGUCGGAGAUGGAAAGUUUGCGGCAAGAGUCAUGUUCAAAACUUGCCGAAAAGGAUGAAGAAAUUGACGAUCUUUAAAAUGAGAUUCGUUUGUUGCGGGAGAAGUCUGCUAAAGAUGGUACGAUAAUAAAGUCUUGUGCCACACGUUCCAGUGUUGUUGCUAUAGGAAUAAAAAAUAUAGUGGCUGGUAAGAGUUUUCAUUUCUUCUUCAACUUGUUAACUAUUAGUCGAUCAUUAAAAUCACUACCGUAUGAGGAAGCAAUUGUGUAUUGGGGGAUUAGUCAGGGGUGAUUGUUAGGUCAUUAUUUCGGGUAGUUCCUCGGGUAGAGGAGAAGUGAUCACGUGAUCGGCUAGUUGUGUUGUUUGUGGCGUCAGAUAUAACCAAAUCCCUAUCUCUAAGCCUAAUCCUUACCCUAACCCUCACCCUAACCCUAACCCUAACCCUAACCCUAACCUCAAAACUAAUCGCUAUAACUAACUGAUGACGUAGUCUGUGAUGCAAAUUCUUCUACCCGAGGAUGUACCCAUUAUUUCCCUCUCAAACUUUACAAAUUAUCGCUAGUUUAGAUUAGCCCCGGUUGCUAUGCCCCUGCUAAUUUGUUAACCCUUCUUAGAAAACGAGGAUGCACCAGGAGAAGUUUCGGGAGCCGGUACAUCAGAAGUGUCGGAAGGAAUCUCGGGGAAUUCGCAGGACUCCCCAAUGACGAUGCUGGAUGACUCUGGUAAGUCGUAGGAAAUUUCCAUUAAACAUAUCACAUUGUGGCGUGUUUUAGUAAUGGUAACUAAACAUUUUAAUUGAUCUUAAAAAAUUCAUUAAUAAUUCACGAGGAAAAUACAAAAGAAAUGAAUGUUUAAUCAAUGUUUGUAAAUCGGAUAAAGAUUUGUCCUGAUUUAUAUAAACUUCAGGUUUGAUUUUCUCGGCUUAGACAAUGUUUAUUUUUAAAAUUACUUUGCCAAUGAACUCAUAAGAUGAGUAAUUUUUUAACUGUACGAUAAAACAUUCGCAGCUGAUCUGUAUAUACAGAUCAGCUGCUCAUGUUUUAUCUAGUACAUAUAAACAUAGUUUUUCUUAAAAGUAUUCUAUAGCCAGGAAAGGAGCCAGGUUUUAACCAUCAUGCCUUUACUUUUUCUGAAAAGAAUUUUGUUUCUUGAUAGAUAAUGACCAUAAUUCACCGGUCAAUAUGACCAAGAAGAGAUCGGGAAGUCCCAGCCUUAAACCAAAACGUCGGUGCAAUUUAUGCCCCAAGAAAAAGAGUAGCGGAAUGUUGCAAUGCAUCACCUGCAAGCAAUGGCAACACUUUGGAUGUGUUGGGAGAAAAUAUAAAGAUGUUGAAGGCAUUGCAGCGACGUUCAAAUGUUCAGACUGCAAGUAA
Messenger RNA from Paramuricea clavata, 2908 nucleotides. Lineage: Eukaryota; Metazoa; Cnidaria; Anthozoa; Malacalcyonacea; Plexauridae. The record is from the annotation of a GenBank genome assembly.